Messenger RNA from Aspergillus nidulans FGSC A4, 1698 nucleotides. RefSeq names its product protein easD. The transcript is spliced from 6 exons. The record is from RefSeq and is a predicted model, not a curated record. Bases 1 to 1698 code for a protein of 565 amino acids. Lineage: Eukaryota; Fungi; Ascomycota; Eurotiomycetes; Eurotiales; Aspergillaceae.
AUGGUCUUCUCUUCUCCCUCCUGGGUGCCACGGAUCCCCUGCGAAAUCCCAGACUCUAUUCCUGUAGGCCAGUUUGCGUUGGAAGGAAACACCAGUCUUCCCCCGCAAUGCGGCGGACGGCCUCCGUUUGUCUGCGCAAUUACCGGAAAGUCAUACUCGACUAAGGUACUGGUUGAUCGAGUAGAGUUCUUGUCGCGGUCACUUGCGCAAGAGCUGGGAUGGUCGCCGAACGAGGGGGAGCCGGAGGAUAAAGUUGUCGGUAUCUACAGCUGGAAUACGCUUGACUUUUUUGCUCUCUGCUGGGCCGUCCAUCGUCUCAAUGGGAUCUGUCUCCCGCUCCAUCCGUUUAGUAUCGUCCCCGAGGUCGUAGCGCACAUGAAAAGAGCAAAAUGUAGAGUCAUAUUCACCUGUCAGUCUCUUGUUGCAAACACUUUGGAAGCUGCCAGGGAGCUGUCUAUUCCCGGAGACAAGAUCUAUACCACGGCAUUACCCGAAGCGUAUCUUCAGAAUCCCGAGCCGAUUGACCAGUUCAAGUCGGUAGAUCAACUGAUUGCUGAGGGUGAGAAGUUGCAGCGACUUCCACCAUUACAGUGGGAGAAAGGCCGCGCAAAAAUACAGGUCGCAUACUACUGCGCUACCAGUGGAACAUCAGGGAAGCAGAAACUGGCCAAAAUCACACACUACAACUUCAUUGCCAAUGUCAUGCAAGUGUGCAUGCACGAGAGCUAUGCUAAGAAUGGCCGUAACGAGAUCGCAUUCGGCGCGAUUCCGUUGACCCAUGGAUAUGGACUGAACAUUGGGCACAUCAUGGUCUACCGCGGAGACACCUACGUUAUCUGCCCCCGGUUCGAUAUGCAGUUGAUGCUCAAGACAAUUGAGCGUUUCCGCGUCGAAAGACUAUACGUGGUUCCCCCAAUCCUUGCGGCAUUAGCAGCGAACCCCUUCCUUCUUGACCUCCACGACCUCUCAUCCGUCCAAGCGACCGUCACUGGUGCUGCAGCACUCGAUCGUAGUAUCGCCGCGAAACUGAAUAAACUGCGACCCACGUGGAAAAUCAACCAUGCAUACGGCCUCACCGAAACCGGUGUGGUAGCAACUCUCACAAGCCCACACGAUGUCUGGCACGGCUCCUCUGGUUCCCUCCUUCCAAGUUUCGAGAUCCGACUCGUCAAGCCCGACGGUACAGACGCAGAGGGCCUCGACGAGCCCGGCGAAGUCCACUUCAACUCCCCCAGUUGUUUCCUCGGGUACGUCGGCGACGACGAGUCCAACAAGAACACCUUCGACGAAAAGGGGUGGCUUAAGUCCGGAGACAUCGGUGUUUUUCGCAAAUCGCCUAACGGACACGCUCACCUGUUCAUUCUCGAACGCAUCAAGGAUAUGAUCAAAGUCAAGGGCGAACAAGUCCUCCCACGGGACAUCGAGUCCGUCCUUCUUUCGCACCCAGCCGUAAUCGAUGCAGCUGUUAUCGGCGUUCCGGACGAGCUCUCUGGCGAGCGUGCGAAAGCGUACAUCGUGCGCUCGAAGACCGUGAUGGAAGAUCUGGACGAGGAUGAUCUGGCUGACGAGAUUGACGAAUUUGUGCAGGGAAAGCUGCAUGAAUCGCACUGGCUUCACGAUCGAAUUGUGUUCCUGGAGAAGUUGCCAAAGAGUGAGAGUGGGAAAGUGUUGAAGAAGGAUUUGAAGGCCAUGAACUAA